AUGGGAGAUAUCGUCGGUAUUAUUUAUGGAGCAAUUGUUGCCACAGGAGGUAUUAUUGGUUACUUAAAAGCAUCUUCUAUUCCUUCAUUAGUUAUGGGAGUUGGAUCAGGAGCUAUCGUAGUUGCUGGGGCUUACUACAACAAUAAUCAUAUUGUUUGUGGUGUUUCUGCUCUUUUAACAAUUUUUAUGGGACGUCGUUUUUAUAAUAGUGGAAAAGUAUUUCCUGCUGGAGUCGUUGCCGUAUUAUCACUUCUUAUAUUUAUUCGUUGCAUCACUAUCUAUUACAAAACUCGUCCCCGUUUUGAGUGA
Molecule: messenger RNA, 309 nt
Organism: Strongyloides ratti
Lineage: Eukaryota; Metazoa; Nematoda; Chromadorea; Rhabditida; Strongyloididae
Product: UPF0136 membrane protein CG5532
Exons: 1
Coding region: 1-309 (102 amino acids)
Biological process (GO): regulation of heme biosynthetic process
Cellular component (GO): mitochondrial membrane
Source: RefSeq, a predicted model, not a curated record